Messenger RNA from Herpailurus yagouaroundi (jaguarundi), 4019 nucleotides. RefSeq names its product pleckstrin homology domain containing A3 (gene PLEKHA3). Bases 418 to 1320 code for a protein of 300 amino acids. Gene Ontology annotation, biological process: endosome organization; retrograde transport, endosome to Golgi; receptor recycling. The record is from RefSeq and is a predicted model, not a curated record. Lineage: Eukaryota; Metazoa; Chordata; Mammalia; Carnivora; Felidae. The transcript has 8 exons. Gene Ontology annotation, cellular component: trans-Golgi network; early endosome; recycling endosome.
GGCCCCUUUCAUCCAGGAAGUGAAAGCGACGUCGGGGUCAAUGAAAACAAACGGGGAGCCCGGGGGGAAGGAAGGCGGGCGAGGAGGAGGGAGCGCCGGGGCGCGGGAGGGAACAGCCGUGUGGUGGAAGCGCGAGCGGGAGGCCGGUUGCGGUCGUGAUCUUGCCGCCGCCGCGGCUCGCCCGGGGAUGUCUGAGCCCGCGCCUCGCGGCCCUCGAGCUCCACGCGGCGGCCGCCGUCCCGGCCUCUAAGGGCCGCCACGUCCCGGCGGCGCGCGCAGGCUGAGGGCGGCUCGGUGCCGGCGGGGUUGCCCGGGGAGGGCCCGGGCGGGCCGGGAGGGGCUGCCCAAGCUCCGCGCCUACCCCAGCACAGCGGCCGGCGCCGGGCCAGGAGGAUGCGCGGCGCCGGGCUCUGAAGCAUGGAGGGGGUUCUGUACAAGUGGACCAACUAUCUCACAGGUUGGCAGCCACGUUGGUUUGUUUUAGAUAAUGGAAUCCUGUCCUACUAUGAUUCACAAGAUGAUGUUUGCAAAGGGAGCAAGGGAAGUAUAAAGAUGGCAGUUUGUGAAAUUAAAGUCCAUUCAGCAGACAACACAAGAAUGGAAUUAAUCAUUCCAGGAGAGCAGCAUUUCUACAUGAAGGCAGUGAAUGCAGCUGAAAGACAGAGGUGGCUGGUUGCUCUGGGGAGCUCCAAAGCUUGUUUGACUGAUACUAGGACUAAAAAAGAAAAAGAGAUAAGUGAAACCAGUGAAUCUCUGAAAACCAAAAUGUCUGAACUUCGUCUCUACUGUGACCUCCUAAUGCAGCAAGUUCAUACUAUCCAAGAAUUUGUUCACCAUGAUGAGAAUCAUUCAUCUCCCAGUGUAGAGAACAUGAAUGAAGCCUCUUCUCUGCUUAGUGCCACAUGUAAUACAUUCAUCACAACGCUUGAGGAAUGUGUGAAGAUAGCGAAUGCCAAGUUUAAACCUGAGAUGUUUCAGCUGUCCCAUCCGGAUCCCUUGGUUUCCCCUGUGUCGCCUUCUCCUGUUCAAAUGAUGAAGCGUUCUGUCAGCCACCCUGGUUCUUGCAGUUCAGAGAGGAAUAGCCACUCUGUAAAAGAACCAAUAUCUACACUUCACCGACUCUCCCAGCGACGCCGAAGAACCUACUCAGAUACAGACUCUUGUAAUGAUACUCCUCUUGAAGACCCAGACAGACCUGUUCACUGUUCAAGAAAUACACUUAAUGGAGAUUUGGCAUCAGCAACCAUUCCCGAGGAAAGCAGACUUAUGGCCAAAAAAAAAUCUGAAUCGGAAGAUCCUCUUCCAUCCUUCUCUUCCUGAGGAAAUGGAAGUGUCCAACUUCCUCUAAGUAUUGCUAUGCAAAAGCUGCUGUAAUUAAACUAUGUUCUAGGGAGUAGUUUUUCCCUUAGGAUUUCUCUGCACUUUAUAGAAUACUGUAAAACAAACAAACAAAAAAACAACCCACAUACCUUUGAAGUGUAUUUUAUCUUUAUAUAGUUUAUUUGCAAGAGUAUUUUCCUAAUAACUUCACAGUAUGAAUGUGCAUCUUUUUUUUUUUUUUUUUUUAAACAAAUGAUGGUGUAACAUUUUGACAUCCAUAAGGACAAAUGUAGAUAUUUUUCUAAAAAACUGUGAGGGACUGACAGCUUAGUCAGGGUGUAUUGUAGCUUAUAAACAUGAAAUCUUAUAAACAUAAGGUUUCAGUUUGACAGACGUGUGAUAUAUGUAACUUGUGCCAUGGACCAAAUGGUCACUUUACCCCAGCUAAAAAUGAGUUACGAUAGCAGCUUGAUGGUGAUUCUGUUGUAUUCUUUUAAGCAAAAGGAGACAUUUAAUAUUCCAAAUAUUUUUAGCCCAAAUACCGUGACACAUUGAGGAUUUUUUAAAAACCAGACUGUGCUGUCCUUCAUAUGUGAAGUUGACACUACUGAUUUGUCAGUACCAAAUGUUGGGUUAAAGUAUUUAACUUUUAUUUAUUUAUUUUUCCGUUGCAUCAAAAAAUGAUUGCAUCCUGACUUUUAUGACCUACCAAAUUUAAGAUGUGUAUACAUUUGUUAUUUACAUUGUUCUAGAAAAGAGGUUAAUGUUGUAGUGACCUUGCUCACUUACACCAGAGAAAUAAACGCCUUUCAAUGGAAGAGGAUUUUAGUGCUUUUUUCCUAAAAUAGACAUUAAGCUGCUGUUGUAAGGUAUUAAUGUUUGCAGCUCUUUAGACUAGCUAGAGACAUUUUUUAUUUAUGACUAUUUAUACAAAAAAGGAAUUCUGUCAAAGUGACCACUCUACAUCACUUGAGAAUGGCAUUAUUUAAUUAAAGAACAAAUAGCAUUUUUUGGUAGUGCCUGUCCAUACCUCUUGUCAGUGUUUGCCUUGUAAACUGUUUUUUUAAAAAAAUUCACUUUGGAGUGAUGGUUUUGUCCAAGGUCUUGGAUGAGGAGCACUUUAAAACAAACUGGUUUGGUGUUUUUAAGUUAAUCACAUGUUUAAUAAAUAUAUGGUUUUUGCAUUCAAACGUAUCAUAUAAUACAUUGUAUUUUUUACAUUGUUGAUAUUCUGUCUGAUCUUUAUCAAGUGCUAUUAGUAUUCUUCAUUGCUUUGAUUUUGUUUGUAUAUUUGGACCGCCUAGUGAAUACACAAAUGAGUCAUAUUUUUAGUUUUGUUGCCUAUGAGCUUAGAAUAGUGUGGCCUGUUUCACUUUAAAUUUCUCUUGUAGGUUUAUGUGGGAAGUUUUUUAAACAGUUAAUAUUUGGUAUUUACUUCACUAAAAUAAAUCUGUAAUUGUAAGUUUAAAAUGGACACAAUCUAAAUAUAUUAAUAUGCAUUGCUGCUUAAAAGUAUUUGUGACUUUAAGUAGCACACAGGUCAUUAGGCUAGAUUAAGUGGAAUUUUUCCAUUCGUAUGUUGUACUUCAUAUGUCGAAUUUGAGAAAAGUUUAAUAAUGUAGUAAGUUUCAUGUUGAGUGAGUAAUCAGACUUUUUCCUUUUUUUUGUGGUAGUAAGAAUUUGCAUAGUGACUAGAUAAUGAAAGUCAAGGUGCUACUGAUAGGGAGUUUUUCAGGUAGGUACUUUUUUUGAACCAGUAGGUUUAUAAUGAAAAUACUAUAACAAGCUUUUGAACUCAUAGGAAACAAAUCCAUUUUUUUAUUGCUUUAUCCAAAAAGAUGAGUUCCUGAACAGUUUUCUGUAAAUAUUUUUUAAAAUAAAAUGCUAUCAUUUCUGGUUUGUAUCAUUUUUUUCCCCCUUGAAACAGGUGCUUUGAACAGGUGUGCCAUAUUCCUAAGUAUGGCUUUUAUUGUUACUGGGACCUGCUUUUUCCCUUAGGAACCAACACAUUUGUGAAAUCAUUUUUUGGGAGGAGUAUAAAUGUAUCUUGAAUUAUGUCUAGGUUUUGAUUAGUGAAUUGAUAGCAUGAAGCAAUCGAUAAAGCUUCAGUGAACCUUGCAUUUUGAGGAGCCCUGUGUAUGUUCAAGUGUGCCUGACUUUUCUGAAUUUUAAGAAAAAGAUAAGCCAAAUAAGAACAAUCCUGUAAGAAUUUUAGCUUGUCAUAACUUUCUCUAAUGUAUAGGUAGUGGUUGUUCCUUUUUUGCUUUGUCUAGCUAGGCCUUGGGGUUAUCGAGAAAUUUGGAGACUGUUGGUAUGUCAUUGAUCUUCUAACCAAAGCCAGUGCUUGCUUUUCUUUUCAAGUGCCUGAUUUCCGUUGUGUGGGAAUCCAGGCCUCCAUGGUUAAAGUGACUUUGAUGAGAAUUGUUUUAUAAUUGGACUAUUUUUGAAUUCUCUUACAUUACAUUGAAUUUAUUGUAUUACCUUCGAUCAGGACAAGUUGAGAAAUGGAUGUUGUCACUUGAACUUAAAUUCUAAAGCAGGAGAUAAAGUAUCUUCAUUUGAUAGUCACCAUGGAACCUUUAACCCUGAAUUGUAGUUUUUCACUGUGUAUUAUUACACUUAGUAUUUAGAAAUCACCAUUAAGAUCUCAGGAAAUAUAUCUUUGUAAUAUAUUAAUAUGAUACUGCUGUUAACACUAA